AUGGCGAAUUCACAUGGGAUUCGGUACAUUCGGUUGAAGCAGGUCUUCAAUCGCGCGUUAGAUCAAUCGAUCUCGAAACUACAGAGUUGGGACAAAGUCAGUUCGUGCUUCCCGCAAUACGUGAAUAGCAAGCAAGGCGCCAUAAAUGUUGCCAACUGUCAGCGUCAGUUGACGGAAUUCUGGACGGAGUUGUGCCAGCGCGAGUUCAAAGAGAUCAUGGAGGAGCGAAGCGUGGAGCAGAGACUAAAUGAUUUGGACGAACUGAUCUCGGAAGCCAAGGAACGCUACACGGAUCGAGACGACGUUGGCGGCGAGGCACCUGCGAUCGACGAACUUUCCAGCAAAGAGCUCGUAGAUUGCCACAUAUACAGUCAGCGGAUACACGCCGUGCACGAGAUAGACGGGCGGCUGGCCAAAGUGAACGAGAUGAACGAUCAGUUGGCUCGGGAGCUGGAGGAUCUGGAGGCACAAGUGGAUGUGGAGAAGAACGAAAUCAACAAGAUGUACGACGAGUAUCUGGGCUCUCACGCGGACCAACCGGUCAAUGGGCUGCUGGUGCAAAGCCUGAAUGACAUGGUUUUAGAGCUCAAGGAAAACUAUUGA
Molecule: messenger RNA, 603 nt
Organism: Saccharomyces kudriavzevii IFO 1802
Lineage: Eukaryota; Fungi; Ascomycota; Saccharomycetes; Saccharomycetales; Saccharomycetaceae
Gene: NNF1
Product: MIND complex subunit NNF1
Exons: 1
Coding region: 1-603 (200 amino acids)
Biological process (GO): chromosome segregation
Cellular component (GO): MIS12/MIND type complex
Source: RefSeq, a predicted model, not a curated record